Molecule: messenger RNA, 971 nt
Organism: Brassica rapa (field mustard)
Lineage: Eukaryota; Viridiplantae; Streptophyta; Magnoliopsida; Brassicales; Brassicaceae
Product: MLP-like protein 43
Biological process (GO): defense response
Source: RefSeq, a predicted model, not a curated record
AGGGGACAAUGAAGUAAUCACUCUGAAGCAAAUUAAACCUACUCUCAUGUGUCUUCUUCUAUUACAAUAAUUGCUCCCUUUUUAAAGGCAUUCACUCACACCAUUCAGAAGUAACCUAGAGAAGCAAAUCAUUCGUAGAAAAUGGCAGAGGUAGAAAUGAAGCAAGAGAUAAAGGGUGCGACUGAGCCAGAGACAAAGGUUGCGACUGAGCUAGAGACAAAGGCUGAUAGUAUGGUUGGAGAAAUUUGGAUAGAUGUUGAUAUCAAAGCUUCUGCAGAGAAGUUCCACCAUAUGUUCGCUAAAAGGCCACACCACGUGUCCAAUGCCACCCCUCGCCACAUUGGGGGAGUUGAGCUGCACGAGGGAGAGUGGGACAAAGUUGGAAGCAUAGUCUUGUGGAACUACAUUCAUGAAGGAAAGCCAAAAGUAGCAAAGGAUAGGAUCGAAGCGGUGGAUCCGGAGAAGAAUCUGAUAAAAUUCAGGGUCUUAGAGGGAGAUGUGUUGAAGGAGUACAAAACCUUCUUGAUAACACUCCAAGUAACACCAAAGCAAGGAGGAUCCGGAAGUGUGGCGAGGUGGCACUUGGAGUAUGAGAGGAUUGAUGAGAAGGUAGCUCAUCCUGAAACUCUAAUUCCAUUCUUGGAAUCAAUGUCCAAAGAGAUCGAUGAACACCUACUGUCCACAGAGUAGAACGAAGACUUCCUUCUGCUUGUUUUUUUUUGUAACAUACUUCGGUUUGUUUAAAACCCUAUGUAUGAUGAGUCUGGUGCCGUGGUGCAUGCAUGUAUGUAUGUAGUACAUGCAUGUAUAUUCAUAUUUCUGUAUUAUAUGGAGUAGUAAGUAUAUGCUAUGUUUUUAUCAAGUUACAAGUUUGUAACAUGUAUGCCUAUGGAAAAAAAAAACAUGUAUGCGUAUGAGCUUUCCCUUUUUUGUAUGUUGUGACAAAAUAAAUAAAAAUCAUACUUAUGCAA